AUGGGCUCAAUAGACCUGGACAAGCCUCGAUAUGACCAAAGCACGUAUUCGGGUCGCGCGAAGCACUUUCUGCUUCUCACCAACCCUCUCAAUAUACUCGCUAGCGACAAGGAGCUCGACGAAGCGAAGAAAAUCGUCAAUGAAUUCAGGAGAACACGUAAAAUGCCGGCCGGUUACGAUGAAGAUAAGCUCUGGGAAAAGAAAUACUUGUACGACAGCGCGUUUCAUCCAGAUACCGGCGAGAAAAUGUUCGUUCUUGGCAGGAUGGCGGCGCAGGCUCCAAUGAACACCCUCAUAACUGGUGGCAUGAUCACAUUCUACAAGACCACGCCGGCGACCAUAUUCUGGCAGUGGAUUAAUCAAACGUUCAACGCGGUCGUCAAUUACACGAAUAGAUCGGGAGAUGCACCAAUCAGUACCAAGCAGCUGUUUGCAUCGUAUUGUGCCGCUUGCGGUGGCGCCCUCGGAACAGCACUCUAUCUCAACAGCAAAGUCAAGAAUAUGAAACCUCUGUACGCUCGCUUGGUACCGUUCGCUGCGGUGUGCGGGGCUAACUUUAUCAACAUUCCGAUGAUGAGGAGCAGUGAGCUGCUCAACGGCACGCCCGUGUUCACGGCGGACGGGCAGCGCGUGGGCGAGUCGAAGCGCGCGGCGCGCCUCGGCAUCGGACUCGUCUGCAUCUCCAGGGUCCUGAUGGCGGUGCCCGGGAUGACGCUAACCCCUGUAAUAACCAACAUAGCAACCCGGCGGGGAAUGUUCUGCAAAUACCCGCUAGCGGUGAUACCUUUCCAACUCACGCUCGUCGGCCUGUGUGUCACAUUCGCAACGCCAUUGUGUUGCGCGCUUUUCGAACAAAAGGCUUCGCUCAGUGUUGCCAGCCUCGAACCGGAGCUGCAGGAGGUUGUGAAGAAGAAAUAUCCUAAAGUAAAAGAGGUAUAUUUCAACAAAGGACUAUAA
This is a messenger RNA of Parnassius mnemosyne (clouded apollo), 957 nucleotides long. The record is from the annotation of a GenBank genome assembly. Lineage: Eukaryota; Metazoa; Arthropoda; Insecta; Lepidoptera; Papilionidae.